AUGAAGAGCUUCACCACUCUCGUUCUCGCGGCAACCGCCGUCUCCGCCGCCGCCGUCAGCAAGCCCCUUGCGCAGCGCAACACCGGCUCCGACCUCAACAUCAAGAUCGGCAACGACAUUGUCAACUCUGCCGCCUACGAGAAGUUCCUCAACACCGAGGUCCUGGCCCCCAAGCAGCUCCAGACCCGCCAGGACGGCGAGCCCGACCCCAACCGCAACGAGACCAACCCCGAGACCAUCUUUGUGCUUCAGUGCACCGAUGCUGGUUUCCGUGGUGACUGCCUCGUCUUCGGCGCCAGCCCCGGCGACUGUGUCUCCUACUUCAACUUCCAGGCCGCCAACUCUACCGCGAUCAGCGACCGCUUCAACGACCAGGUCUCUUCCCUCUCCACCAACACUGGUGGCAAGUGCCAGUUCUACAAGUACAAGGGCUGCAACAACAAGGGCGAUGACCGUGGCCUGACCUCUUCUUACAACUACAACCUGGCCGUCGCUCUCCCCGACGACCCCCGCACCGUCGAGGAAGCAUCCGGUCAAGUCAUCACGUUGACCCCAUCGACGAUAGAUCGAGCCAGGACAGUCACCGUCACGAGUACAGAGACUAGGGAAACCACGACUACCGCCACUACGACGGCGACUGCUGUCGUGACAAGCCCGACGACAACGACGCUGCGAGAAGUCUCAACCACCACCGCACUCGUCACUCAGACCAUCACGAGAACGACCACGGCGCCCUGCUCAGCUCUCAACUGUCCCAAGGUCACCUCUACCGGUACCAUCUGCAAGAGCUGCUUCGUCGCGCAAUGUACUACCACUUCGUCCAUUACAAAGUCUUGCGGCUGCUCUGUCCUCUCAACUGCGUCCGUCGACUUUGAGUGUGAAGAGGCUGAUGUUUGUAAUAAGAUUGGGUGCAGGACUGUGUACGCAGUUGCAACUCCUGUGUGCUAG
This is a messenger RNA of Colletotrichum abscissum, 948 nucleotides long. RefSeq lists its product as uncharacterized. NCBI's taxonomy places the organism in Eukaryota, Fungi, Ascomycota, Sordariomycetes, Glomerellales, Glomerellaceae. The record is from RefSeq and is a predicted model, not a curated record. The transcript is spliced from 5 exons. The coding region runs from base 1 to 948 and encodes 315 amino acids.